UGCAGGUGCGGAGCCGGCGAGAGGGGAAGCGCGAGGCGGCAGAAGGGAGCGCGGCAGGAUGCGGUCGGCGCGGAGCUGCAGGCACUCGCCUUGGGCGGCCGCGGCGGGGAUUGUGCUGCUGUGCCUGGCGGGCCGAGCUAGAGCUCAGGAGGUCCAAGCCGAGAAUGUGACAGUAGCAGAAGGCGGACAGGCUGAGAUCAAUUGCAAACUGCACCAAUAUGACGGCUCCAUCGUGGUGAUCCAGAACCCAUCUCGGCAAACACUCUUCUUUAAUGGCACGCGAGCCUUGAAGGAUGAACGUUUCCAGUUGGUGGAGUUCACCCAGAAGCAGGUCCGCAUUGUGCUCUCCAACGCCCGCCUGGAAGAUGAAGGCGGAUACUAUUGCCAGCUGUACACAGAAGACACCCACCAUCAGAUUGCCAUCCUUACAGUCCUGGUUCCCCCGGACAGUCCUUUAGUGGAGGUGAAGGAACAGGCGGUAGAAGGAGGAGAAGUCGAACUCACCUGCAGUGUUCCCAGGUCACGCCCUGCGGCCACCCUGCGCUGGUAUCGGGACCGGAAAGAGAUAAAAGGAACAAGCAGCAAGCAAGAAAAUGGGAAAGUGUUCAGCAUCAACAGCAUGGUGCGUUUCCGGGUGGAUCGCAAGGACCACAGCAGCAUCGUGACGUGCGAAGCCAUCCACCCGGCACUACGUGGUCAGCGGAAGCAGACGCAGUACGUGCUAGAUGUGCAGUAUUCACCCACAGCGAGAAUCCACCCGCCUCAGGGAGUCAUGAGGGAAGGCGACACCUUAAUUUUGACUUGCGCUGUAAACGGCAACCCACUGUAAGUCCUUCUUCUGGGUGGGAAAAAGCAAAUUUUGGACUUAUUUUGGUGGCAGGAGGAGAGAACCUUGUGCAGAAAACACAAGGGGAAAGGAAUGACAUGGUUGUGGCAGCGGUUACCCUGUUCUUUAAGAAAAAAAAAGACUGAUUUUUACUGACAUUUAUUAAAAAACCAAAUCUGGUGCUGAGAAAAGCUGAAACUGGCGACCCUUAACAAAUUAGAGCUGUCAAGGAAGAUAUUGGAAUAUUUUGG
Messenger RNA from Thamnophis elegans (Western terrestrial garter snake), 1077 nucleotides. RefSeq names its product cell adhesion molecule 4 (gene CADM4). Gene Ontology annotation, cellular component: cell-cell contact zone. Bases 59 to 829 code for a protein of 256 amino acids. Gene Ontology annotation, molecular function: vascular endothelial growth factor receptor 2 binding. The record is from RefSeq and is a predicted model, not a curated record. Lineage: Eukaryota; Metazoa; Chordata; Lepidosauria; Squamata; Natricidae. Gene Ontology annotation, biological process: regulation of wound healing; negative regulation of peptidyl-tyrosine phosphorylation; regulation of Rac protein signal transduction. The transcript has 6 exons.